Molecule: messenger RNA, 1326 nt
Organism: Selaginella moellendorffii
Lineage: Eukaryota; Viridiplantae; Streptophyta; Lycopodiopsida; Selaginellales; Selaginellaceae
Exons: 4
Coding region: 18-1199 (393 amino acids)
Source: RefSeq, a predicted model, not a curated record
CUUGAAAUUCUGGUUGCAUGACACGUACGCAAGACACUUGUCUCUAUCUUAUACUAGCAAGUGAAGGGUCCCGAGGGCCGGGGCAAGUAUUCUUCUUUCUGUUCCUGACAAGAAACAACAUGGAGAAGUUGCAGAACCGAAGUGAUUUGGAAGUGUCGGUAUGUUACCACGAUUUGUUUAUGUUGACACAUGCGUCGAAACAUUGGCAGGAAAUAGGGGAGAUUUUCUUCUUUUACCGCCCGAAGAUUGACGUGGAGCAUCCACACUCAGCCGGAGAGGUACAGCGUCUUUACAUGGUUCUCCGCCCAGUCGCAGCCGAUAACAGCCUGGAAGUGAAGCAAGAUCCACAUUCGGAGAAUGUGAAGGAGACGCUGGAAGAGUCCAAGGACGCUGUCGAAGGAAAGAAAGAAGCUGACGACAUCCAGCGCACGGUUAAUGUGAAGGGGACACCUAAAGAAGGUGACAGGGAUGGCAACGGAGAUGAGAAGUCUGCCGGGGAGCUACGGGAGGAGAUCAAGGAUGAUAAACCAGGGGAGCAGGGCAUGCAGGAGGUGGAUUUGACAACACGCUUGCUGAUGAGACUGAUAAUAGUAGGACGGAAGGUCUUGCCUGAUCCCGCUGCAAAAGGUCGUCCGGCGUGGAGCUACGUGGACUUGGUCACGACUUCCAUCCAAGCGAUGAAAGACAGCCUUUCGGCUCAUGAAUAUGACACGAAGACUCGCGGGCACCGGGUCCAGCCAGGAGCCCGUCCGGCAGGGGAAGGCGUUUACUGCAUUCUAAAGCACAAGAAUCACACACACCUCAUAUACAAGCUGGACAAACCCAAGGAGGAACACACUGCUCUGCAGGAGGAAUUGAAUCUCGAAAAGGAGGCCUCCUUUAUUAUCUCAGCAAAGAAUCCUAGUGCUGGAGCACCGCCGAAUGCAGGCUUGGGUAACAAGAGAAAAGCAAUGUACCCCGCCAAGCUGCAAGCGCUCAUGGGGUCCUACAGGUUUGUGCCGGUCCAUCCUCCAGAUCUUCUUAAUUACGAAGGCUGUGAGUUCAUCCUCGUACCCGCAUCAGAUGACAUUGACAAGGAGCUGGGAGUGGAGCUACAGCCCGAGGAUUACGACACCAAGCUGUGCGCAGACAUCGCUAAGAUGGUGGAUAUAGAAUCGGAUGUUAUUAGAAAACCACUGUUUCAUGGUGAGUGGGCCUAGAUACAUACCAUCCCCACCACUUUCGCAUCUAGUGGGAUUAGCAGAGAGCAGGCGCUCUUCAUCACUCUGGAGGGCCUUGCUGGAGUGGGGAAGACUGGUAAUCUGAUCAAAGAAACUUUCUUCUCCC